Myxozyma melibiosi is the source of this 2139-nucleotide messenger RNA. RefSeq lists its product as uncharacterized. Lineage: Eukaryota; Fungi; Ascomycota; Lipomycetes; Lipomycetales; Lipomycetaceae. The coding region runs from base 211 to 1920 and encodes 569 amino acids. The transcript is spliced from 2 exons. The record is from RefSeq and is a predicted model, not a curated record.
CCCGGAUAGAAAUCAGGCUCCGUCGUCCUCGUGACCAAGACAACUCAUCACACCGGCCUGGAUGCGAAUAAGCUCUGUAGCUCACCACGCCAUACAAGAUGCACAACUGUCGCGAUCCGCUUCUUCUCCCUUUCCUACAUCAACACUACCUUCGCCCCAGCCUCCCAACUGCUCUCAACAACUUUCAAAGCCUUUAGUUUCAGUCAUAUAAUGACUUUUUUCCAAAACAUCCGCAAGCACUUCUGCUUGCGUGGUGCUCCUGCCAUCACGCAGAUUUCUGAAAAGACCCCUGCCCUUCCUUCCGCGGACCGCCUCACAAGCCUCCGCUUGUUCGUUAGCAGAUUCAUUCUGCACACUGCGCUUUCUCCCGCUGUAGAGAAGACAGAAACUCCUCUGUCCCCUGUUCCGCAGCCUGCUAGCCAUUCGGCCUAUCUUUCUGCAGCAGAGCACUCCGUCCGUCGCUGCCGAGCCCAGAGCUUUGCUCCCGUCUGGAAGCUCAAGUUGGCCGCCGAUAUUGGAUGCUCAUCUAAUACAUGGGCCCUCGAUACUAUCAGUGACUUGUACGACGCCGCCAAGGCCUUAGGUGGCCAGCUCCCACCCGCUCACCCUGUGGUGAAAGUCACAUAUCUCUAUCCGAUCGUCAAGGCCGUUUAUGCUGCACCCGCCCCUGCAGCUCACCCCACGAUCAAACCCGAUGCAAUUUUGUCGAGAAAAGAGCGUCUUGCCGCUACGAGACACACGUCAGUGUCCCUUUCCUUCGGCCAGAACAGAUGCUUCUCGGUAAAGCCUGAAGUCGCACGCGCCGCCCAAACCGUUUUCGAGCUCCAUAGCCUCGAAAACGCCCCACUCGUCAAACAAGCUCGCCAGUUCUCGCUUCCCAUGUUGCGAAACGUUUCUUUACGCCCUGAAAUCAGAACUCUCUCCGUUCGCAAUUUCUCAGCGAGAAAGCUUUCAGGUGCGAGCAACUUGCGCGUCAAUCACGAUGGAGCUCUUGCUAAUGGCGCUAUCGAUACAGCAUCGUCUUUGCUCAAGUCCGGCCCGAAGAAGUAUACCGAUUCCAGCAACGGCAACAUGCCACUUGACGACGUUCUUGGACUGUAUAAUGGUGCCUUUCGAUCACUUUCUGUUUCUUCUGUCAAAGAUACCACUACUGCUGCUACUGUUCCAGAUAUCACGUUGGAUGAUUCUGCUAGAGCCUCUACUACUGCUACGACCUGUGCUUCCGUUGCUGACGCUCACGUGGAUACGUCUGCGAUACUGGAGCGGGUCUGUCCCGCGCCAAAAGACGCUCAGCAUGGCAGCUCUUUCGUUACGAACUGCACGGCAGCUGUCCUACCCCCGACGAUUAAUGAGUCGGCCAACUCAAUCGUCGACCACGAUGAGAUUCCGGAAGCGUCCAUGCUGCCUCCUCAGAACACUCUCGAGCACCCACAGUCUUCAAGUUUCUCCGCGAGUAACGAAACUUCUGAUACAACUUCUGCUGUCACUUCUGAGAUCACUCUUGCAUUCACUUCUGCUGUCACGUCUGAGAUCACUCUUGCAUCUACGUCUGCCGUCACUUCUUUCCAGGACACCUCUGCUAUUCAAAAUCUUUCGGAUUUUUGGAAAUUUCCCGAAUCAGAUGAGAAUGCUACUGCUCGCUCUGCUCUUGUGCAAAGUGUCUAUAAUACCCAAGCAGAUGAUACCAACCCCUCUGCCGGCGAGGACGAGUGGGAAGACAUUGACUUGGGUGACCACAGUCCUGCUGUUCCUGGUGAAUCGCAUAUUAGCGCUAGACAGGAACUUCUCGAGGCCCUAGAUACCUUUAACCGGGAUGUCUGGGUGCCUGCUGCGCGGGGAUGGAGAAGUAUAGUCAAUUCAGCGGCGAGAAGGCUUGACGUUGGGUGGAUGAGAGGUAUCACCUCGACUCCAGAGCCCUAAUAUUCUUAUUUUUGGUUCUUUUUUGCUUUUGUGUCUAUAUGGUUUCUUGGUCUCUUUCCUCUUUUUUGUGUUGUUUUCGCCUACUUGGUCUUCUGGUUUUUAGUGUUUUUCGAUAACGUUCGGUGAACGUGUAUAGGCUGGAAUAAUGCCUUCGUCUUGUGGUACAAUGAAUUGCUUUAGUAAUUAUAAUUUUACAAUUAAAAUAACUUUACAAUAUUC